GAAGCCGGAGCUUGAGAAGAGAUCCCGCCGGAUGCCAGUUCCGACGCAAAAUGGUCACCGUUGAAAGAGGCUUGAGGAUCCUGUCCUAUGCCUACUUCGCGUACUUCAUGGCGAUUCAACCGUGGCUUUGUUGGUGGCUAUGGGAUUGGAUAUUUCUCAGACCUUUCAUCCUCUACAUCGCAUCGCUGUACCCGAUAAUGUUCAACACCGGUGCUUUCGCCUUGUGCACGGCUGUUUACGUGUUUUUCGAGAAGAGCUUCGGGAAUGAGUACAGGAAACUGUUUGCCCGUUCGAUUCAUUGGGCUUAUCUCCUUCAUGGAAAAUUAGCGUUCGGCUACGAAGUUCAUGGCGGUGAACGACUUCGGACGAAGAAUGCUCUGAUUGUUUACUACCACGGUGUGUUGCCCGUGGACGCGAGUCUCCUGCAUUCUUAUGCAUACGUGAAAUACAGGCGACAUCUCAGUGGCAUCGUGGAUCGAAGUCUUUUCCAAAUCCCUCUGAUAGCCAGCGUGAUGGAUUUCUUCGGUCAACAUUGCUCUCCCGAGAGACUGACGCGCACCUUGAAGAGCGGAGGCAUCGCAUUCGUGGCGCCUGGUGGCGCCUAUGAAGCUUUGAUGAGCCAAGACGGCAAACUAGAAUGGCGCAAUCGCUGCGGAUUCGCGAGAAUCGCUAAAAAGACUGGAGCUGCAGUCAUCCCGAUGUUCACUGUUAAUAUCCAGCAUUUCAUGACCCUCCAUAAAUUCGGGAACCAAGGGAACGAGCUGCUCAAACGAUGGUACCUCUUGUCGCGAGUACCCUUGGCGAUACCAAAGCUUGUGCUGCCGGUGAAAUUGCGUACUUACCUGGGGGAACCCAUGUUUUGCGGAGAAAACGAAACGCCAGAGGCUUUUGCCGCGCGAGUCAGGUCUGCGAUCGAGCUCUUACGAGACACUCACCAACGUCAACCCCCAAGCGUCCUCGCUGCCCUGCUCGAAAGGUGUGGUAUUCGAUGGUGAUCCACGGGACGAGAGACUAGAGCUCAAAACUCUAUGGGGAAAACGCUGAGAUCCUGCUAUGUCAAGCUGAGAGACCUGAACUCACAAGGAAAAGAACUCGAUGGCCAUCCAAUGCGGCCGCAGGUCGAUUUGUUGAAAAUUUCUCCUCUCUCGGAUCUCCCUCCACCCCAUUCUGCUCAUUCAGACUGCCUGUCACCCACAUAUCAUCCUCAUAUGAGCUGGACUCGGAUCUGAUUAUAUACAAGAGAGAGAUGUUUCCCCCGCGACAGCGGGAGUCGGAAAGAUUUGCGUGAAUGAAUCGCGUUGAAGAACGUUACUCCUGAUAG
Molecule: messenger RNA, 1321 nt
Organism: Galendromus occidentalis (western predatory mite)
Lineage: Eukaryota; Metazoa; Arthropoda; Arachnida; Mesostigmata; Phytoseiidae
Product: transmembrane protein 68
Exons: 7
Coding region: 51-995 (314 amino acids)
Cellular component (GO): membrane
Source: RefSeq, a predicted model, not a curated record